Molecule: messenger RNA, 927 nt
Organism: Neoarthrinium moseri
Lineage: Eukaryota; Fungi; Ascomycota; Sordariomycetes; Amphisphaeriales; Apiosporaceae
Exons: 3
Coding region: 1-927 (308 amino acids)
Biological process (GO): proton motive force-driven ATP synthesis
Molecular function (GO): proton-transporting ATP synthase activity, rotational mechanism
Source: RefSeq, a predicted model, not a curated record
AUGCUUUCGAGGGCGGCACGUCCGGCUCUGAGAGCUGGCGCUGCGGCUGCGGCUAUUCCUGCUCGCCCUCUCCCUCCCUACAGCACCGCCAACAAUGCCGCAACCUACGCCACGCUCCGAGAGAUCGAGGGCCGUCUCAAGUCCAUCCGCAACAUCGAGAAGAUCACCAAGACCAUGAAGAUCGUCGCCUCCACCAAGCUCACCCGUGCCCAGCGUGCCAUGACCGACGCCGGCAAGUACGGCAAGGCCUCCAACGAGGUCUUCGAGAGCGCCGAGACCAAGCCCCUCGAGGGUGAGGACAAGAAGACCCUCUACGUCGUCUGCAGCUCCGACAAGGGUCUCUGCGGUGGUGUGCACUCCGGUCUUUCGCGAUGGAUCCGCCGCAACGUCGGUGCUGGCCAGCCCGCCGCCGACAUUGUCGUCAUUGGCGAGAAGGCCCGCGCCCAGCUCACCCGUACCAACGGCCAGGACAUCGUCCUCAGCUUCGCCGGCGUUGGCAAGGACGUCCCCACCUUCGCCGAUGCCCAGGCCAUCGCCGACCAGAUCACCCAGCUGCCCACCGAGUACUCGGACGUCAAGAUCCUGUACAACAAGUUCAUCAACGCCAGCAGCUACGAGCCCAACAUCGUCCCCGCCUUCUCCGAGGAUGCCAUCCUGGCAUCGCCCAACUUCUCUGCUUUCGAGGUCGAGGAGGAGCUCAUCGGCAACCUGCGUGAAUACGCCCUGGCCAACUCUCUGUACUGGGCCCUGGCCGAGGGCCACGCCUGCGAGAUCUCUGCCCGACGAAACGCUAUGGAUAACGCCUCCAAGAACGCUGGUGAGAUGAUCAACAAGUACCAGAUUCUGUUCAACCGAACACGUCAAGCCGUCAUUACCGGAGAGCUGGUCGAGAUUAUCACUGGUGCCACCGCCUCCGCCGACAUGUAA